This is a messenger RNA of Blepharisma stoltei, 867 nucleotides long. The record is from the annotation of a GenBank genome assembly. Lineage: Eukaryota; Ciliophora; Heterotrichea; Heterotrichida; Blepharismidae.
AUGAGAAAGCACGCAUACACUCUCGUGCAAACUUUACCGAAAAUGCUCGAUACCUCUCUAGAAUUUAAUGAUGACUCAAAUAAACCUUCCAAAAACGAAAAAUGCUACAUUUGCACAAAAAAACCCCAAAAUUCUCGGAAAACUCUUAAGUGUCGUCAAUGCAACCAAUGAUUCUGCAAAGACCAUGCACGAAAAAACGCCGAUGAAAGAUUCCUAAUCUGCCUUAAUUGCUUCAAAGCCAACAUUCAUCAAGAACUAACUCACCAAGCAACUCUCCAAAUCAACGAUCUUAAAAACUGCAUCCAAGAAAGCAAUUCCCGCAAAAAUCAGCUCCGAAAAGACAUAAAUCAUAAAAAAACCCAGAUAGAAAAACUGGAAAUUCAAAUUAAUAACAAAAAUUCCAUAAAUAACCUUGAAAUCACUCAAAGAAAAAUUGAGCAGGAAAGCUUAAUGACAAACGCACUAACAAAAGAAAUAGAAACACUAGAAAGGGUGCUAGAGUCUUCAAAAUCAAGCGAAAAAGAAAAUAAAAUGAGGCUGGAGUCGAUUGAAGGAGAAAUUGAAGAAGUUGAAAAAUACACAAAUUUUAUGAGGGAAGAGAAAAAUAAAUUGCUUACGAGAUAUGAUGAACUUAAUAAAGAUAUGAGGGAUACUGUGCCUUAUGGGAGGCUAAAGCAAGCUGUUUGUCCAAAAUGCUGUGUGAAAAUUAAAAGAAGGUUUAGAGAUCAGCUGCUGUAUGGGUUAAGGACAGAAGGAACUGACAGUAUGAUAGAGUCAGUUUUAGCGGCAAAAGCAAGCUUUAAAGCUAUGUCAGAGACAGAUAAAAUGUCUACAAGUGGUGAUGCGUGCCAUUGUAUAAUAUUUUAA